AUGAUUCCUCUGAAUGUUAAUAUUCUACUGACCGUUUUGACGAUCCAGCGAUAUUUGAUUGUAUGUUGCCCUCCAAGGUAUCACGAGUACUUGAGAGGGUGAGAUUUGUUUAAAAAGUGCAACGACAAGAGCGAGUUAUCCUUUUUCAAAAGGUACUGUAGGCGAAAGUCCGUAUUUGGCGUGUGCACUGAGCGUGUUUGCACAUUUUGAUGAGUCCCGUCUUUUUCUAUUUUUAUGUCCUGUUUUAUAAAAAGUCAGAAUGAACUUUUUAGGAAAUUUUUUUGUUUCCUCGAGUUGUGAUUUGUUUCGAUUAGAUUUGAAUGAAAAAAACGCAAAGUUGGGGCACCCAAAAUGUGAAUACACGUUAAUUGCGGACUUUCACAUACAGUAGCCUUACGGAAAAAUAGACUCGUCCUUGUCGCUGUGCCAUUCAUAAAGGAAAGAUAAUCAGGUAAUUUUCCAGAAACAAUCUGAAGUACUGUGUUUGGGCGGCUUGGCUGUACUGCUUUUUCCACUUGGCCUUCCUUUUCUGUGAGCUGGAUUCAAACUAUUUUUACAGAGUUCUUAUCAUUCAGAUUGUUGCGACUACACUCCUCUCAGUCCUCUAAUUCGGUGCCAGCAUACCAGAGACGCCUUGAUUGUUCAUGUAAGCUGUUUUUUUCUUUCUCUUUCCACCUGUGUUUUGUUUUUCAGGGUUUCGCCGUGGUUGACAAACUUUUAGCGGCGUUGAGUAUCGUUUUAUAUUAUUUAAUCUACAGAAAAGUUUAUGUUUUGGCCGCGAUGGUUUCCAGCAAGCAUUAUCGACCGGAGAAGAGGGUUAUGAAGCAGGCCUUGCCUUUCACCAUAGCUAAAAUGGUAAGAGUGAGUUCCAAAGACAGUUCCAUAGAAAUUCAUAAAACUCAUUGUGGCCUUCAAAAACUUAGCCGUUUCUUACAAGGAAGGUACUUCCCUACGAACUGAAACUAGCAGGAAGUUUGUUCGAAUAAAAAAUACGUCCUCCUUAGGAACUACCACAAAAAAGGUUACUCUUGAGUUACUAGUUCUUCUUUGUCUGCAAACUGAUUCUAAAUACCAUUUUUGAUUCUAAAUACAAUUUUUGAUUCUAAAUACAAUUUUUCUGAUUCUAAAUACAAUUUUCUAUGAACUCUUCCAAGUUACAGCUCCUACUGGUUCUGGUCCUGCCUCCAUGGCUUCUGAACUCGACUUUUCGGCAAGUUCCGAUCAUCUACACUUUCUACGCCUUGGACUAUUUUCUCAUCCCAACAGUCAUCCCACUUUCUCUACUUUCAUCCCUUUAUCAACAAUACAAAAGCAAACCAGUCGUUUCUCAACCAGCCAGCCAAAUUUCCCGAUCGAAGGCCAAUUUGCAAUAA
Messenger RNA from Caenorhabditis auriculariae, 1373 nucleotides. Lineage: Eukaryota; Metazoa; Nematoda; Chromadorea; Rhabditida; Rhabditidae. The record is from the annotation of a GenBank genome assembly.